AGGCAUGAACGAAUACAUACCAGAAGACCCUACCAUGUGGAUGGUGCUGACAAGUACUCUCAAGAUGAUGAUCUGGUAAAUCUAGAAGUUCUUGAUGAGGAUACAAUUAUACAUCAGCUGCAGAAACGCUAUGCCGACUUACAAAUUUAUACGUAUGUUGGAGAUAUUUUGAUAGCCUUAAACCCUUUCCAGAAUCUCAACAUUUACUCUCCACAGUUCUCCAAGCUUUACCAUGGUAUGAAGCGCUCAUCCAAUCCCCCCCACAUAUUUGCCUCUGCAGAUGCUGCCUACCAAAGUAUGGUGACGUUCAGCAAAGAUCAGUGCAUUAUCAUCAGUGGGGAAAGUGGUGCUGGAAAGACAGAAAGUGCCCAUUUGAUCGUCCAACAUUUGACCUUCUUGGGAAAGGCCAAUAAUCGUGCUUUGCGUGAGAAAAUACUUCAGGUGAAUCCUCUGGUUGAAGCAUUUGGGAAUGCCUGCACUGCCAUCAAUGACAACUCAAGUCGCUUCGGAAAAUAUCUGGAAAUGAUGUUUACACCCACAGGAGCUGUAAUGGGGGCAAAGAUUUCUGAGUAUCUACUUGAAAAGUCAAGGGUUAUAAAACAGGCUGUGGGAGAGAAAAAUUUCCAUAUAUUUUAUUAUAUUUAUGCUGGCCUUUAUCAUCAGAAGAAACUUUCUGAAUAUAGGCUUCCUGAAAAAAAGCCUCCUAGAUACAUUGAUAAUGAAACUGGAAGAGUAAUGCACGAUAUUGUUACUAAGGAUUCCUAUGGAAGGCAAUUUGAAGCAAUUCAGCAUUGCUUUAAAAGUAUAGGAUUCACUGAUGAGGAAGUGUAUUCAGUGUACAGAAUUCUGACUGGUAUCUUAAAUACUGGAAACAUUGAGUUUGCUGCCAUUUCUUCACAACACCAAACAGAUAAAAGUGAAGUUCCAAACCCAGAAGCCUUAGAUAAUGCUGCUGCACUGCUAAGUAUUGGGUCAGAAGAACUGCAAGAGGCCCUAACCUCCCACUGUGUUGUAACACGGGGGGAGACUAUUAUUCGAACAAACACUGUGGACAAAGCAGCUGACGUGCGAGAUGCCAUGUCUAAAGCGCUUUAUGGCAGACUCUUCAGCUGGAUCGUAAAUCGUAUUAAUACACUUCUUCAGCCAGAUAAAAAUAUAUGCAAUACUGAAAAUGGAAUGAAUGUUGGUAUACUAGAUAUAUUUGGAUUCGAGAACUUCGCAAGAAAUUCCUUUGAACAGCUGUGCAUAAAUAUUGCUAAUGAGCAGAUCCAGUUUUAUUUCAAUCAACAUAUUUUUGCACUUGAACAGAUGGAAUAUCAGAAUGAGGGAAUUGAUGCUGCUACAGUGGAGUAUGAAGACAACCGUCCACUUCUGGAUAUGUUCCUCCAGAAACCCAUGGGUCUCCUUUCUCUACUAGAUGAAGAAAGUCGAUUUCCUCAGGCAACAGACCUAACAUUAGUUGAUAAAUUUGAGGAUAAUUUACGAUGCAAAUACUUCUGGAGACCAAAAGGAGUGGAAUUGUCAUUUGGUAUUCAGCACUAUGCUGGAAAGGUAUUGUAUGAUGCCUCCGCAUUUCUUGAGAAGAAUAGGGAUACUCUUCCUGCUGACAUAGUGGUGGUGCUGAGAACCUCAGAGAACAAACUUCUUCAGCAGCUGUUUUCUAGCCCACUAACCAAAACAGGUACUUUCUGCAACAGCUUUGCUUACUUUGCAACAUUUUCAGCCACCUCCUCCUUUGAAAAUCUAGUUGUUUCUGGACAAACCUCUGCUUUUCAGCUCUUUCUGCUGUUGAAAGUUUCCUAG
Messenger RNA from Meleagris gallopavo (turkey), 1803 nucleotides. It is a transcript of the gene MYO3B, whose product is annotated as myosin IIIB. Gene Ontology annotation, cellular component: myosin complex; filopodium tip; stereocilium tip. Gene Ontology annotation, biological process: sensory perception of sound; regulation of actin filament length; positive regulation of filopodium assembly. The record is from RefSeq and is a predicted model, not a curated record. NCBI's taxonomy places the organism in Eukaryota, Metazoa, Chordata, Aves, Galliformes, Phasianidae. Gene Ontology annotation, molecular function: protein serine/threonine kinase activity; protein binding; ATP binding.